Acomys russatus (golden spiny mouse) is the source of this 1870-nucleotide messenger RNA. Its product is annotated as zinc finger protein OZF-like. The record is from RefSeq and is a predicted model, not a curated record. The transcript is spliced from 4 exons. Gene Ontology annotation, biological process: regulation of transcription by RNA polymerase II. NCBI's taxonomy places the organism in Eukaryota, Metazoa, Chordata, Mammalia, Rodentia, Muridae. Gene Ontology annotation, molecular function: RNA polymerase II cis-regulatory region sequence-specific DNA binding; DNA-binding transcription factor activity, RNA polymerase II-specific. Bases 175 to 1848 code for a protein of 557 amino acids. Gene Ontology annotation, cellular component: nucleus.
UGCUUCUUUGGUGAGGGAAUUUGCUUGACCUAGGUCUGUUUCCUUAACCUCCCAAAUUAGGCAUAUUUGUGUUCUUAGGAAGUACAUCCUAGAUGCCAGAGCUAGAUUUCAAAGUCGCCUUCACUGUCAGCAGCAGGAGCGGCAGGAGGACACCAGGACAGCCCGGGACUGGAAAUGGAGUCAGUGAGCUUUGAGGAUGUGGCUGUGGAGUUCACGCAGGAGGAGUGGGCUGUGCUGGAUCCAUCCCAGAAGAAGCUGUACAAAGAUGUGAUGCAGGAGACCUUGAGGAACCUGGCUGCUAUAGGAAAGAAGUUGGGCAAACAGAAGGUUGUAAAUGAGUAUGAAAAGCUCUGGAGAAGACUAAGCAGCCAACUGGUGGAGGAUUUCUGUGAAUAUAAAGAAAGUCAUCAGUGUGAAGAAAUCUUCAGUGGCACUCCAGAGCAUUCUGUGAGCCCAAAAUCUUGUCUAGGACUUGUCACAUGUGAAAAGCAUGGGUAUGGAGAAGGAAGCGCUGGCCACUCACCUGUGGGUGUGCCCCUGAACCGUCGGGUAGGACACAAGCCUAAUGAUGACCAGGGAUAUGGACAGACAUUGUAUAAACAGAAGCAGUUUAGGGGCAGCUCCAGUUCUCCUCUGUCCCUUCAAACACAUAAAAGCACUCACACUGGAGAGAAACCUUCUGAAAACAAGGACUGCGAAGAAGGCCGUCCUUGUCUCAGAUCUGAUCAAAGGUACAAACAACAUGACUGUUCAAAGAAGUCUUCGGUGUGCAGGCAGCGUGGGAGCGGUGUCACCCAGCCCAGUCCUUUACAGAGGCAUGAAAAGAUUCACAGCGUUAAGAAGCCAUAUGUGUGUGAACUGUGUGGGAAAAGCUUUGCUCGGUUUGGUAACCUUUUAAGACAUCAGAGAACUGACACGGGUGAGAAUCCCUUAAUGCCUGAUCGUUAUGGGAGAGCUUUUCCCCCACCCGCUUGCCUUCAGAAACGAAGGAGAGUUCACGCUGGUGGGAAGCCCUACGUAUGUGAGCAGUGUGGGAAAACUUUCCUUGACUCUACUUACUUUCGGAUACAUAGACGAAUUCACACUGGUGUGAAACCCUACGUGUGUAAGCAAUGUGGGAAAGCCUUCACCGCUUCUCGUUACCUUAAAUCCCAUGAGCUAACGCACACCCGGGAGAAAUCCUACGAGUGUGAGCAGUGUGGGAAUGCCUUCACAUUUUGGUAUCAGUUUCAGAAGCAUAAAGUAAUUCACAGUGGUGUGAAUCCCUACGUUUGCAAACAGUGCGGGAAAGGCUUUACUUACUCCAGUUCCCUGAAGACGCAUGAGCGCAUUCACACUGGUCAGAAGCCCUACGUGUGUAAGCACUGCGGGAAAACCUUUGGCAGCUCUGGCAACCUUAAGAGACAUGGAAGUACUCAUACCGGAGAGAGACUGUAUGUAUGCAAACAGUGUGGGAAAUCUUUCAACAAUCACAGUUCCUUUCAGUUCCACACUAGAAUGCACUCUGGAGAGAACCCCUACAAGUGCAAGCAGUGUGGGAAGGAUUUAGCGUCUUCUUCCUCCCUUCAGAGCCAUGAAAGGAAUCACUCUGGAGAGAAGCCCUACGUGUGCCUGCAGUGUGGCAAAGCUUUCAGCUCCGACAGUUCUCUUCGAAAACAUAAAAUCAUGCACAGUGAAGAAAAACCCUAUGAAUGCAAGCAGUGUGGGAAAGCCUUUCGUCGUUUUUUUGAGGUUCGGGUCCAUGAACGGAUCCACAGCAGCGAGAGACCCUAUGAAUGUAAGACGUGUGGUCGAGGCUUUUUGAGUUCAACUCAUUUAAGGAGACAUGUACCGGUCCAUAGCAAAUAAGAAUGCUUGUAAAUCAAGAGAG